GCGAUAGUUGCUGUAGCUGAAAAUCCUAGGAGCAAAGCAGGGAGCAUGACAUGUCAACACAACAGAUAAAUUAUCACCACACAGGCAUGUAAGGCUACUCCACUUGGACCUGCGCCUCCUCCACCAGCAUCCUCACCUGCUGUCUCCAUGACAACCCCUCCACUAGUGUUGCCUUUUGGCGGGCAGCCACCAGCACCACCACAACCACAGGUGCAGCUGCAGCAGGCCCAGGCGGCACGGGACGUCAACACGGCGUCUCUGUGUCGCAUCGGACAGGAGACGGUGCAAGACAUUGUCCUCAGGACCAUGGAGAUCUUCCAGCUCCUCAGGAACAUGCAGCUGCCUAAUGGAGUCACUUACAACCCAAACACCCACGGGGACCGGCUGGGGAAACUGCAGGAGCACCUACGGACGCUUUCCGUGCUCUUCCGCAAGCUGCGCCUCGUCUACGACAAAUGCAACGAGAACUGCUCCGGGAUGGACCAGAUCCCCCCAGAGCAACUGAUACCCUUCAUGGAGGAUGACAGCUCUAAACUUGAGGAACGCUCAGCUGGCCAGAGCCGCCCUGCCACCGAGGAGAGAAGAGAAAUCCUGGAGGUCACCAAGAAGCUGAAGCAGAAGAAUCAGCAGUUGAAGCAGAUCAUGGACCAACUACGCAAACUCAUCUGGGAAAUCAACGCCAUGCUGGCUGUCAGGAGCUGAGACUGACACACACACACACACACACACACACACACACACACACACACACACACACACACACACACACACACACACACACACACACACACACACACACACACACACACACACACACACACACACACACACACACACACACACACACACACACACACACACACAGAGAUUUGGUCAUUAACUGAACGUGUGACAGGGUACCACCGACUGAGGCUGCACUUUAAAGAAAUUGAGACAUUGGAAAAAUCAACCCGUUUCCAGAAGACAUGAAGCAACAGAUGCAAACUAAAUUAAACCCUGAGAGGGAGGGGUGAGUGGCUGAUGGCAGACCACAUUGUGUCGAGCUCAAUAUUCUGCAUUUCAAUCAACGUUGAGUUUGACGAAAUCUGAAGAGUUGAUAUAUUAUGUUUUAUCUAUUAGUAGGUUCAAGCUUAAAGGUUUAUGCCUGUAGAGACACACUAUGUUAUAUAUUUUAUCCUAAAAAUCUGCUAACUUUUGUAUUGGAAUAGUUUGAAGCCCUAAAAAUGGAAUGCUUUUUAUGACCCCUAAACACUUUAAUAAGAAAGACAUGUGGCAAAAUAA
This is a messenger RNA of Pungitius pungitius (ninespine stickleback), 1281 nucleotides long. It is a transcript of the gene med30, whose product is annotated as mediator complex subunit 30. The record is from RefSeq and is a predicted model, not a curated record. Gene Ontology annotation, biological process: positive regulation of DNA-templated transcription. Gene Ontology annotation, molecular function: transcription coregulator activity. Gene Ontology annotation, cellular component: mediator complex. The transcript is spliced from 5 exons. The coding region runs from base 148 to 702 and encodes 184 amino acids. Lineage: Eukaryota; Metazoa; Chordata; Actinopteri; Perciformes; Gasterosteidae.